GCCUGCCCCGAGUCCGAGGGCCCCGCCGCCUCCCUGCUGGUGUCCCGGUGCUUCGGCGCGGGGCCGGGCGGUGUGGAGGAUGAGCUGGUUCAACGCCUCGCAGCUGUCCAGCUUCGCCAAGCAGGCGCUGUCGCAGGCCCAGAAGUCCAUCGACCGGGUGCUGGACAUCCAGGCUGAGGAGAGCCCCUGGCCCGACGCCGUCAUCCCCGAUUACGGAGACGGAACAAAUUCUCUCAUAAGUGGAGGAUGGGAUACAUCUUCCUGGGGCUUAAGUUCAAAUGCAGAACCACAGAAUCAGCCAGCAUCACCAACAGCAAUCACUAAGCCAGUGAGGAGGACGGUAGUAGAUGAAUCUGAAAACUUCUUCAGUGCCUUUCUCUCUCCGACAGAUGUUCAGAGCAUACAGAAAAAUCCAGUGGUGUCCAAACCUCCAGCCAAAUCACAGCGACCCAAAGAGGAGGUGAAAAGCACUUUAAAGGAGUCUCAGCACCCCAGUCAGGCAGAAGUACCAGUGACGACAGAGGCAGAAGUGAACGAUUCCUCUGUAGCUGGCUUAGAAGACUUGAAAAACCUUGAUAUUGCUAAGGAGGAAUUAGAAGAGAAUUCUGUGCUUGAAUCUAAUGUUAAGCGUGAAGAAAGUACAAAUGAAAUUACUGACAAAAAGGUGUCUGCUCUAAAUUUGGAAGUACCUGAAGAACCUGUAAAUGAAAAAUCCAGUGUAGAAGGGGAUGGAACAGGAGGUGCACCAGAUAGCACUUUGCAGCCUCUUAAUGCAGGUACAAAAGACACGGGUUUGGAAACCCGGGAGCGAAAGACUGAAGACAGGCAAAGCAAUACACCCUCACCUCCCGUUAGCACUUUCUCCUCGGGGACAUCCACAACUAGUGAUAUUGAAGUUCUAGACCAUGAAAGUGUAAUAAGUGAGAGCUCAGUAAGUUCGAGACAAGAAGCUGCAGAUUCAAAAUCCAGUCUCCAUCUAAUGCAAACAUCAUUUCAGCUUUUAUCUACGUCUGCCUGUGCAGAUUAUAAUCGUUUAGAUGACUUUCAGAAAAUGACCGAGAGCUGCUGCUCCUCUGAUGCUUUUGAAAGAAUUGAUUCCUUUAGUGUACAGUCUUUAGAUAGUAGAAGUGUAAGUGAAAUAAAUUCAGAUGAUGAGUUAUCAGGCAAGGCUUCUGCUUCAGCAUCUGUUGCUGUCAGCCCUUCUGCGCCAAAGACAGAAACGGUUGAUGCCCUGAAAAAUACAUCUGAAAACUUGAAUGAUGCUCCUGUGUUACAUGCUGAGGAAGCUGAGAUGGAAGAGAGCGGGAGAAGUGCAACCCCUGUUAACUCUGAGCAGCCAGAUGUUUUGGUUGCUGCUGUGCAAACUGCUGAAGAACAAGUUGUGAAAGAGGAGACGGAGCUACAGCUGGAUGCUGCUGCUGAAGCAUCAGAAGAGGACACUGAAAAGCAAGAGCUCAAAAAGAUGAUUGAUUCCUUAACUGAGAAACUGGAGAAGAGGGAAAUACAGUUAUUAAGUACUAGUAAAGAAAAGGCGUGCCUGGAAGAAGCUUAUGAUAACCUAAAAGAUGAAAUGUUUAGAAUGAAAGAAGAGAGCAGUAGCCUUUCAUCUCUCAAAGAGGAGUUUGCUCAGCGGAUUGCUGAUGCUGAGAAGAAGCUCCAGCUGGCCUGCAAAGAACGAGAUGCUGCUAAAAAGGAAAUGAAGACUGUUAAAGAAGAAUUGGCAACUAGACUUAAUACCAAUGAAACUGCUGAAUUGCUAAAAGAAAAAGAAGAGCAAAUCAAAGGAUUAAUGGAGGAAGGAGAAAAGCUUUCCAAACAGCAGCUGCACAAUUCCACCAUUAUAAAGAAAUUAAGAGCCAAAGAGAAAGAGAGAGAAAAUGUUAACACAAAACAGACCAAAAAGAUUAAGGAGAUGGAAGAGGAGUUGCAGCAUUUAAAACAGGUGCUUGAUGGCAAGGAAGAGCUUGAGAAGCAACAUCGGGACAGCAUUAAACAGCUAAACAGUGUUGUGGAGCGACAAGAAAAGGAUCUUGCUAAACUUCAAGCAGAAGUGGGGGACCUAGAAGAACGCAACAGAAGUGUCCAGGCAGCACUUGACAGUGCAUAUAAGGAACUUGCAGAUCUUCAUAAAGCUAAUGCUACAAAGGACAGCGAGGCACAAGAAGCAGCUUUAAGUCGGGAAAUGAAGGCAAAGGAGGAGCUUGGGUUAGCUUUGGAGAAGGCCCAAGAGGAGGCUCGGCAGCAACAAGAAGCUUUGGCAAUUCAGGUGGCGGACCUAAGGCUGGCGCUGCAACGUGCAGAACAGCAGGCAGCAAGGAAAGAAGACUAUUUACGUCAGGAAAUUGGUGAAUUACAACAGAGACUCCAAGAAGCAGAGAGCCGGAACCAAGAACUAAGUCAAAGUGUUACAUCAGCUACACGGCCACUUCUUCGUCAGAUAGAAAAUCUGCAAGCCACACUGGGAGCACAAACCUCUGCAUGGGAAAAGCUUGAAAAGAACCUUUCUGACAGACUUGGUGAGUCUCAAACUCUUCUAGCAGCAGCUGCUGAGAGAGAGCGGGCUGCUACAGAAGAACUUCUUUCUAAUAAAAUUCAGAUGUCUUCUACUGAAUCUCAGAAUAGUCGUUUAAGGCAAGAAAAUACACGCCUUCAAGCUCAGCUGGAAGUGGAGAGAAAUAGAUUGAAGAAAAUGGAAAAUGAAAACAGUAGGUAUGAGGUUGAACUAGAAGGGCUCAAAGAUGAGUAUGCAAAAACCUUGGAAGAUGCAAAGAAAGAAAAGACACUGCUGGCUACUCAGUUAGAAAUGGAGAAGAUGAAAGUUGAACAGGAAAGAAAGAAGGCACUUUAUGUGCAAGAAGCAGCAAAAGAGAAGGAUCGGAAGUCAUUUACAGUUGAAACGGUUUCAAGUACCCCAACUAUGUCACGUUCUAGUUCCAUAAGUGGAGUUGACAUGGCAGGACUUCAGACAUCUUUCCUCUCUCAGGAUGAUCCUCAUGAUCACUCCUUUGCGCCAGUAGCUACUGGUGGGAACAAUCUUUAUGAAGCUAUAAGGAUGGGAGCAGGUUCAAGUAUAAUUGAAAACCUUCAAUCCCAGCUAAAACUAAGAGAAGGAGAGAUUUCACAUCUACAGCUGGAAAUUGGAAACCUUGAGAAAACUCGAUCAAUAAUGGCAGAAGAGCUGGUUAAAUUAACAAAUCAAAACGAUGAACUUGAAGAAAAAGUGAAGGAAAUACCAAAAUUACGUGCCCAGUUAAAGGAUUUGGAUCAAAGAUACAACACAAUUCUUCAGAUGUAUGGGGAGAAAGCAGAGGAAGCUGAAGAGCUCCGGCUAGACCUCGAAGAUGUGAAAAACAUGUACAAGACUCAGAUAGAUGAACUUUUAAAACAGAGACAAAAUUAAGUCCUGCUGGAACUCUUUAACAUUAUAUGAUAACAGACUGUAAAGAAAAUUGUUUAUGUAAAUGCUGAAUUUAAAUGUCUUGUAAAAACCCCAACUGUAUUAUAGAAAAUGUGACUAUAUAAUAGAGUUCAUAUGUUGACAAAAAUCAAUGCUUCAAGUGUCUUGUACUGUCUGCAGUUAAAUUAUUUGUACAAUAUUUAAUGUUUUUUUUUUCAGUCAUCCCUUUAUUUAAGUUUCUGCUGAUGGGUGGAUCAUUUUAGUUAUAAACAGUAGCAGCAAUGAUGAUUGUUACCUCAUGAGACAGCACUGGAAGGCAGGAGUUUUACUAAAGCAGCCCUUGAUUCAUAAACUCUGUAUCUAUGAAAAUUACAUUAGGAGUUUUUCUUAAGUGUUCUUAAUAGGAGCUUUUCUAAAACCUCAUCAGUUAAUUUUUAAUAGCAAAAUAGCAGUGGCUUGCUGUCUGAAACAGAACUGAUGGAUAUUUUUAUGGCAGGAAAACUCAUACUUGCGACAUCUGAACCUUAAGAUGAUAAUUCUCUGCCCUUAGCCAAAUCAGGUUAGUCUGUUUUACACUAAGUCCUCUAAAGCAAAGCCUGAGGCUCAGAUGAGACUAUAAAUUACAUCUUCAUCUUGCAUAUUACUUGUGUUGUUUCAUGAGCUGUCUAGAGACAGCAGCUCUGCUUGUAACUCACAUGUGUUUAAUUUUAACAUCAGAAAGCUGAACUAUUCAAUAUUUAUUCUAGACUUGGAUGCUGAUUUUUUAGCAGUAGUUAAGACAGUUCAGAAGAAUGCAGAAAAUGACGGCUAUUUUUUUCUUUCUGUUACUUGCUGCUGUUCUCAUGGUUCCUUGUAUGUAAGUGGCAAGGUUUAAAGUUACUGCAGAAUUGUACUGUGACUUAAUAUAGUUUUCAUGUAAGUCUCCAGUGGCUGCAACAUAUUUCUCAUGCCAUUCCUUGGGCAAGGUAUUGGUCAAAUAGCAUCCACAUGGCUUGAAGUUUAGCUACAUUUUCGGUAAUGUCUGAGGAAACAUUUGAAUUGGACCCUUGGGAAUGUUGAGAAUCGGGGGAAGACGCUUGUGUCUUCCUCCCUGCAUUCCAGACAGCAAAUAUUUAACUGCAUUGCAGAAUUGUAGCCGUGAUGGGUACUUGGGUGAACUACUCAGCAGUCAAAAUUCCUUGCUUAUCAUACUGUUGCCUCUACUGGGAGAGGGUUUUUUCACAUCUGUGCGAGUUCUAAUUUGUGUUAGAGAAGUCUGUUCCUGCUUGUGUGUUCAGUGGCCUGAGAAAGAGACAAGGGAUGUGAAUAAUGAGAAAUUGCUCAUGGAGAAGAGCUGCUCAGGAAUAUGAUGUUUCUAUGGGUGCUGGGGAUUUGUUCCUCACUGUGAGAACAGUCAGUCACUGAAGUUACACAGGCAAGGGUAUGUUCAUGGAAAAGCUUAGUUCAGCUUGAGGUUCAGGCAUUUAUUCUGAAGAUUUCAAUAAAGCCAGAGAGCAAGAACACUAAAAUUUGUCUUAACUCCCUAUUUGUCAUAGAAACCCUUUUCUUUUCAUGGGGAGGUAGGAAGGAGCUGCCCUUUUACUGCCUUCAUUUUAGUUGUGGAAACCAUUUUUGUUCUAAACCAUUUUUCUUCUAAAAGCUCAGAAUUUAACACUUUGCCUUCAUAUUUGAAGCACGGUUGAUCACUUUAAGUUUCAACUCCCACUUCCCCCCCAAAAAACCCAAUAUAACCCAGUCCAUAUAACAUCACUUGUUGGAACUUACUGAUUUGCUGUGUGCUACAAUUCUGAUAUGCAAAUGUGAGAUGUUCAGCCUUUUCUUAAAAACUAAAACCAACCUGAUACGGUGUUCAAAGGUUAGAAAUCCUAUUCAGCUUUACUGCAGUGAAUAAAAUGCUGAUUUUGACCAUUUUGUUACAGUCUUGAUAGACAAAUAGAGCACUUAAGGAAUUUGGUCUAUUGCUGACAGUGCUUUUAAAGGUAACAUUACCCAUGUAAGGUGUGAGUAGCUUCAGGUCUGACACCGGUGCAGUUGUGACUAUCUUGGGUUUUCCAAAAGAGCUUAGGUAAAAAGGAGCUUUUAACAUGCAGUCAGCAUUAACUGGUUUAGAUACAAAAGCACUUGUCAGAGUACUAGAUAUUUAAACUUACAAAAGUUAGAUGUAAAUAGUUAUGUUGACUAUUUUUUGAUUCUUACUCUCAUUCAGUGCAACCUUUACUAUCACAUGAGAAUCAGAUGGCCUAUGGGUCAUCAUCAAAGCCUUAGAGAACAAAGUGCUAACAUAGACUUGUAAUCUGGUUGAGUCAUCUUUGGUAUAAAUCUUGGAUGCUUGUUUUGAAGAAACAUUAAUGUCUGUUUGGCCACCUUAAGGUCAUUGCUACUACUGAGAUUGCAGAAUGAAAGAAGUUGAGUCUGGUGCUGUUUAAAUGUAUUGGUUUAGAAUAUUCCUUCUGAAAGCAACUAACUUAUACCUCAUUUUCACUGCAUGUACAAGUGUGAAGUACUGCUGUUUAAAGGCUUACUCGAUAUAUACUCUGCAGAGAGGGCUUAUUUCUCAGUCUGUGGGAGGUAAUGGAAGGUGGUGUCAGUGGGUUUGGAUGAGGUGUAGAAUGCACUGGUACUCACUUCUUGGGGCACUGCUGUGUCCUCGAUAGAUGCAGGAGAUGAUGUUCAAUAUCCUACAUGCUCAUAUGUAAGAGAGAAGGUUUGCUUUUUAUUUUUUUGUUCUGCUCUAAGUUUGUUGCAAUUCAUGUACAUGUGUUUUAUGAAGGGCUGUAAUGAUCCUGGGUAUGGAAUGAAAAGGGUUGUCCCAUGGUUAAAUUGAACCCCUGGGUUUCUAGUUGUAAAAUGUGUAUAGAAUUGUAAAAAGCAUGGGGCUGGGUGAAAUAAAACUUUGUGCUAA
Molecule: messenger RNA, 6299 nt
Organism: Melopsittacus undulatus (budgerigar)
Lineage: Eukaryota; Metazoa; Chordata; Aves; Psittaciformes; Psittaculidae
Gene: TMF1
Product: TATA element modulatory factor 1
Exons: 17
Coding region: 80-3400 (1106 amino acids)
Cellular component (GO): Golgi apparatus; endoplasmic reticulum
Source: RefSeq, a predicted model, not a curated record